Messenger RNA from Suillus plorans, 2370 nucleotides. RefSeq lists its product as uncharacterized. The record is from RefSeq and is a predicted model, not a curated record. The coding region runs from base 88 to 2241 and encodes 717 amino acids. The transcript has 7 exons. Lineage: Eukaryota; Fungi; Basidiomycota; Agaricomycetes; Boletales; Suillaceae.
GUCAGUAAUUAAGCAAUUGAACCAGAUUGCAUAGAUUCUUCUCAAAUCUUUGUACAUAUCAUUGUAUCUCCAUCUGUAAUCUUUACAAUGUCCAGACAUAGGCUUGUACGAAAUAUGAACAUCCAUGAUGAAUUGGAUGAUGCUGCAUUGUCCGACGGAGGAGACGAGCUCACUCCCGAGCAGCAUGCUCAAAUGACGUUCUGUCUUGAACAAAUCAGAGAGCUCAUUGGAGAUGAAGCAGUCUCAGGCCUCGACGAUGACUUCAUCAAGGAAACCCUAUGGGACCAGUACUUUAAUGUAGAGAGCAGUUUAUCGUAUUUGUAUGAGGAGCAAGACCGGAGAGCAUCAGCCAAAACUCGCAAAGUUGUUACCCCCCGUUUUGGAUCCCGUUUAUGGAACCGGCUACGCCGUAGACGAGACGAGGAACAGGAAGUGCGACCUGACAGUAUUGAUAUACUACCAUCGGAAGGCGAGGAGGUCCAUAACGAACCACAAUACGUGGCUGGACCAACAGGCUACGAAUAUUACGAUGGCGACUUGGACCGACCUCGAGUUCCCCUCAUAGUAUUAGCACAGCAAGGUCAACAUGAGGUCUACUAUCCCGAGGAAUUUCCAGAAGAGGUCGAUUCGGAUGAUAUACCAUUGGGCGUCUUGUCACGCGGCUCGAGGCUCAGCACCAUUACGGAGAUUACCGAAAGGACUGAACCCUCUCGCCACUGGCCUUCAAAACAGCAGCUCGUAGCUUUGAAUAAUCCACGUGCAUCAAUGAUUACUGAUACCACGACAUCGUACGGAGAAGUUAUUGAUACUCGCCAACGCAGUACCGUGGCGCUAGAAUAUCCUGAGACCGCGAUGGACCCAAACUUCAUCCCUCCAUCACCAUCGCCCUCCGCAGUACAACGUCUUUCGAGCUACGAAGCCGCUCCAUCGCUUGCCACAUCAGUAUCACAAUCUGAUAUACGCACAGAGCCACUUCCGCUUCCAACAGAGCGCGCAACAUCGCGUGCAAAAUCAUCAGUUGUUCCUGUACCACCCAUGGAUACUCUUCCCGAGAUUUCUGAUUUCCAGUCGAAAGCGAGCGGAAAACCGCUCCCUCCGAAGCCUCCAGCCAGCAGUAAACCCUCUAAAUUAUCCAUGCUUGCGAGUUCUCGUGCAAGUACGAGGAGUUCUCGUUCAUCGGAUUUGGAGACGACUUCAGUGCUUACUUACCCCGCCUUACGACCUACCGCUGAAAGUCGAUUAUCAUUUGCAACCACUGUAAAACCCCCGCCUGCAGAGAAGAUACUUCCUUCUAUAAAGGCUCCGUCUACCACCCCUUCUUCUAUGUCUGGGCACGUCAAACAGGCUAUCCAGACAGCUUUGGAGUUAGAAGCUCAUGAUCGCGAAAGAACUGCGAGACCUUCUCCAAAGAGCGAGUCGAGCGCGGCGUCUAAGGCAUCGUCAGUUGCUACUGUCAAACCAACGAUGCCACAUUCGCCACCUCGAGCUGACGCCACCCCAAACUUGCCCAUCAUGCGCCAAGAGGUUGAAGCGAAGGCUCGCCCUCAGUCCAAGCUCGCAGCGCUUGCCCAGGCGAAAGCCAGUGCCAAUACUACUCUCAUGCCGAAGCUUCCGAAGUCCCCGCCCAGUUCGCCUCCAAAGGAGCUCCCUAAACCUCACACACAAUUUUUCACGCCCAUCGCAAAUGGAGCCACAGCUACUACUGCUAUAACCACAACCUAUCAGUCACUCCAAAGUUUGUCUAGACCGCAGGCUCAAGAGCCUGCAUCGUUAGUUCAGAUGCCCGGUGCAGAGCCAAAACAAUCUAAAUUGGCAAAGAAGGUCAAGAAAGCGAGUGAAAAACCACAGCCAACACCACCCGACGACGAUACCGAUUCCUGUGGCAUCAUACAGUCUCCUCUAUUCAUACCAAAGCCAACUAACUCUCGUGCGUCUCCCUCGGCAUUCGCUUCUUUACUUCUCGAUGAUCCUCUAACACCCCCAUCUCCCGAAGACAAGGCCACGCAUUCAGCUCACAAGUAUGGAAGGGAGGUGCCGAACCUUGUAAAGGUGUACGAGGCUUCCCAUUCGCAGAGCCACUCCAGCCUUGGUCUCUCACAGUCCCACCGACACAAGUCGUCUCGCCCUAGGGCUGCACCACCGGGGAUGAAGAUGAACUCGGGAUUUGCAUUUGACGUUCCAAGCCCUGACGAUAUCGUAUUCAACGCGCGUCGGGGAACCUCUCUUUCGCACAGGCGGUGAACGAACCUUGGUUCCCUGCUCCAUCCGCCAUUCCUUUGUUGUAUUUCUCUACUCGCAUUUUUAUUUUAUUCAUUCAUUUUUCCGGAGGACUUGUUUGUUUGUUUGUUUGUUGUAGACCAGGUUGUGGAC